Molecule: messenger RNA, 372 nt
Organism: Podarcis lilfordi (Lilford's wall lizard)
Lineage: Eukaryota; Metazoa; Chordata; Lepidosauria; Squamata; Lacertidae
Source: the annotation of a GenBank genome assembly
AUGAAUCAAGUCGAAACCCCAGGCGAUGCAGGAACCCUUCCUUGUGCCAUUUUUGUUGAUAGGUGUCUACCAACAUGCCACCGAGUGCAGCAGUCUGCUUCCAGCAGCAACAGCAGCCAGCUGCAAGAUCCAGAUGCUCACAAGCCAGGGAUAAGUAGCCUUUCCUAUUAUGGUUUUUGCCCUUGUCCAAUGAGGCUCUUGUUAUCUGCCAUGUCUGGAGAGCAGGGAUGGGGAACCUGGUACCCUCCAGUUAUUGCUGGACCCCAAACUCCAAUCAGCCCCAGCCAGUAUGGCAAAUGGUAUGGGGUGAUGAGCACUGUAGCCUGCCCUACAACAGAUGGAGGACUGCAGGUUCCGCCACCUCCUCUGUAG